AUGCGUGAAAUUCUCCACAUUCAGGGCGGCCAGUGCGGAAACCAGAUCGGCUCCAAAUUCUGGGAGGUCGUGUGCGCCGAGCACGGCAUCGACGCCACAGGCCGCUACCAUGGCGACUCGGAACUCCAGCUUGAGAGGGUCAACGUCUACUACAACGAGGCCAGCGGCGGCCGAUUUGUCCCCCGCGCAGUGCUCAUGGACCUCGAGCCCGGGGUUUUCAAGUGUGCCAUUCAUUGGGAGGUGGGACCGGGUCCGGGAUGGGAAUAUCCGGACAGGAUGAUGCUCACAUUCUCGGUUUUCCCAUCGCCCAAAGUUUCUGACACGGUUGUGGAGCCUUAUAAUGCAACAUUAUCUGUUCAUCAGCUUGUUGAGAAUGCAGAUGAGUGUAUGGUUCUUGAUAAUGAGGCCCUUUACGACAUUUGCUUCAGGACACUUAAGCUCACAACUCCCAGU
Molecule: messenger RNA, 453 nt
Organism: Striga asiatica
Lineage: Eukaryota; Viridiplantae; Streptophyta; Magnoliopsida; Lamiales; Orobanchaceae
Source: the annotation of a GenBank genome assembly